Messenger RNA from Serpula lacrymans var. lacrymans S7.9, 1701 nucleotides. RefSeq lists its product as uncharacterized. Lineage: Eukaryota; Fungi; Basidiomycota; Agaricomycetes; Boletales; Serpulaceae. The transcript is spliced from 6 exons. Bases 1 to 1593 code for a protein of 530 amino acids. The record is from RefSeq and is a predicted model, not a curated record.
AUGACCUGCCUCUCGUCCUUGGAGGCCAUUCCGCAAGAGGUCCUCGAGCACAUUGUCUUUUUCUCCACAGCAGAUAACCCCCUUGGACCCCCCGCGCCCUUGUUAUCUCUGCUGCUCACAAGUCAGACAAUUUACCGGACUUUAUCAAUUUCAGCGAACCCACACCUCUAUGCCCGCAUAUUUACGCACAAGUUCGACAUAGAUGCUGCAAUCCGCCGUCUGGGCCCUCAAAUCGCAGUGGCCACCGUUUUGGCUAGCGAACUCCAGAGGAGAUGCAUCAUUCUCAAACGGAUACGCGCGCGAUUGGAUUCUCGUCUCCGCUCUGUCUCAAGCACCCCGCAGAAAGACCAGAUGUUGGGCGAGCUGCUCUGGAUGGCUUAUCUUAUGAUGCUCGAAAACGAUGGAAAGAACGAGCGGCAGCUUAGGGAAUAUGCUGACAUAGAGACCUGGUUACGAGAAUUUUGGUUCGAUGACGAUGGUGCGUCACUAGCCCCCCGGAAGAUCAAAGACGAUCAAUGGCCGCUCAACCACGAAAGAAACUCAUUAGCCAUGUGGCUCUUUUGGUUCUUCUUAAAGCCUGACCAAUACAAGCGGAAUGAGAACUUUCGCCUUGUGACAUCUGUGAUGAAGCUCACGGCCCUGGCGGCAAACCGAUAUCCACUUUGCUGGCCCUCCUGGGCAGAGUUUAUUCCAGAAGAGCAAUCGAAUAGUCAUAGUUCUGUCACCCACUUUUCUGAGACGUAUCAGCUGACACCUCCGCCCCUUGCCGCCCCUGCAAUCCUAUCAUUCUUCACUUUCGCUGUCCAACUUUCAGGCCCAUUACAACAGAUGGUGUAUAAGGCACCACAUGCUCCUUCAGCCUCCGUCUUGAUAACGGGACAAAGCUACGAAUGGGAAUCAGAUUGGCAGAAAUGUAUGAAUUUGGGGCAGGCUCGUUACAGUAACACCUUUUCAGGCGCAUAUAUACCUGGCAGUAUAGAAGGAGUUUGGGAGGGCAUAUUUACGUAUACGGAAUUUACUGCAUAUGCAGCGUUGUUAUCCGGCGCGCCGCCGCCUAUCUUACACAGGAGUUUGGUAGCGCAACACCGACAAACAUGGAAGCUUCGGGAGUACCAUCUUUUAGAAACGGAUGUUGAUUCAAGCAGCGGUCUUUCAGACCCGGGUCCACUAUCUCCAGGUGAUCCACUAAGGGCUUAUUUUCCUGUUGGGACUCGCAUCCGUGAACAUUCGAACGAAAUUCAAAUACAUGAGCCAGGUCGAUCAGAGCCGCUUCGUUAUCAAAGGCCGCCUAGCUGUGCUUUGAAUGUAUCUUUAAUGACAGAUAAUUAUACUCGAAGUCUGAAGGAUAUUAUUGUCGUCGGAGAGGGGCAUUCUGCGUGGGGCCAAUUUAAUUUGAUAGGCAGGGUGAGACCGUGCGAUGGGUUCGUUAGUCUAUCCAAAGAAUAUACGGAGGGGGAUCGUGGAAAGUGGCUUUAUCGGUGUUUUCUAGUGGGCAAUUCUAACGGUAAUUUAUCUGGACGAUGGCGGGACACUUUGAGUCCGAGCCAUGUCUCGGGAUAUGAGGGCUGUUUUGUGAUGAGUAGACGGAGAUGAUCGAUGAUGGACGGCUGUAUUAUUUUUAUCACUUGGUUGUAUAGGUUGUAUAGAGUGUUUAGGUUAUUAACUGGGGUUUAGGUGAACGUUGAUUGUACUAUUGUCUCG